Molecule: messenger RNA, 6815 nt
Organism: Oreochromis niloticus (Nile tilapia)
Lineage: Eukaryota; Metazoa; Chordata; Actinopteri; Cichliformes; Cichlidae
Gene: insm2
Product: insulinoma-associated 2
Exons: 3
Coding region: 3748-5880 (710 amino acids)
Biological process (GO): negative regulation of transcription by RNA polymerase II; regulation of cell cycle process; neuron differentiation
Cellular component (GO): transcription repressor complex; nucleus
Molecular function (GO): RNA polymerase II cis-regulatory region sequence-specific DNA binding; DNA-binding transcription repressor activity, RNA polymerase II-specific
Source: RefSeq, a predicted model, not a curated record
AAACAUAAAAACAAAACAACUUAAGUAAACAACCAAAGAUAAAAGUAAAUUUUACACAACUUCGAUCGUGCCUUUUCGUCUACAUCAGAUACAGUUACAAAAAAUGUUUUACCUAUGAAGAAAACACAAAUUUUUUUUCAUAAAUAUUUGUAAUAAUAAAUUUACAAAAACCUUAUUUUACACCUAAAGAGAGUAACUUCCUGUGAAUAUGUUACAGGAAAACUGUGUAACUGUAAAACUUAAAUGAUUGAUGUAACAGCUUCAGUUCAGAAGUGUCCCUUUGUACUCUAACUUGGCCUUUAUGCUUUUUGUUUGAAUUGGUGUAAAAUACUAUAUUCCUGCAUAGAGAGUUACAUUUGUUACACAACAAAGAAAAUGCACUCACUCAACAAGAAUGGCCGAUAAUGGACAUGUCUUACAUAGGGGUGUCAUAGUAACUGUUUAUCAGCGGUAAUCCAGGGUUUUUCCAGAUUCUUGUGAGGGUGACUUUGCUUACAUGUAAUCUCUCUUAUCUUACUUAACAAGUCUAUGCAUUUUCCAGAUCUUUCUGGUUUACUGAUAAACAAAAGGUGCACUUUUAUUACAACCUUUUUCUUUUUCUUUUGGAGAAUCCCAUUUUUGGUGGGUACCAAUUGUUUUUUUUGCGUGUGUGUCUGCUUUUACUUUCAAUAAUAUGUUUGCAGGAAAAUAAUUAGAAAGUUUAAAAUUGAAUUUCCCCUUCAGAAAACUUAAUUUGAAUUAUAGUGUCAUUGCUAUACUUUUCUUUGGAUUUGUUUUGAGUUUGAGUUUUGUACUUGUAAACAAAGGUUAAGCAUCUACACUUGCAUUAUUUUUUUUUAAAUACAAACCUAUUCUAUUUGCCUGUAUAAUUUUGGCAUAAAACUACUUCCAUAAAUUUCCGGUACUCUGCUUUGAUUAUUUAACUUAUCUCUGGCCCAGUGUUAAUGCGCGAGCUGUGAGCCCAUUUAAAACACUAGGAACUAUAUUCAUCUGCGGAGGAACUUUGCUAAAAUAAAAGUUAGGUUUCGGGGACUGCUUUGUUAUUCCCCUUGAGUUAAAUGUCAGUAAUAACCCUCAAGCGCCUCUUCGAGAAUCGGGUUUCGCCCCCAGUCUCCGCUCACUGCAUUUAAGGCAGCGACGCCGGCUGGCCGGAGCCCCUCUGGCCGAGCUGUGGAGCGCCUGGCCCACUCAGAGGGGCCUCAGCCCAUGGGGGGGAGUAGAGGAUGGAUGGAUGAAUCUCCCUUCGAUCUCUUAUCAGCCACAGCAGUUUCUUGUGGGGGAGGUGUGUGCUUCAGAAAAUUGGACAAGUGGAAGAUAAAAGAAGUAGUGUCAGGCCUAAAAAUCUAUCUACAGCGGAUACAUAUGAUCUGAAAGUCAUGUCCUUAACAAAUAAAAAAUCCAGCCAAGACCUGACACAGGACUUGAGAGAUGCAUCUGGUCCUUCAGUUGAUCCAUCUACUGUUCAAUAAAACCUCAUAAGAAAUGGUCUCAGUGGUAGGGUGGAUGACAAGAACCCAUUCUUGAAGAAGGGAAACAGGGAGAAAGGACUCAGGUAUGCACAUUACAAAAGAACUGGACUGAAAAUCAGUGUGAAUACAUAUUAUAGAGUGAUGAAUCCAAAUUUGAAAAUUUUAGUUCAAAUCACCGAUAUGUUUAAUUGAAGUCAUUGUCAGUAUGUACGGAGAAGGUCAGGAGAGAAGUACAACAGUGAGUGUCUACAGCUGCCUGUGAAACACGGUGGAGGUUGUGUCAUGGUGGUAGGAGAUUUUCUAAAUUGAUAGAAUUAUGAAUCCAUAAAAGUACCAUCAGAUUUUGAUCCACCAUGGAAUACCAUCUGAAAACCAUCUUACAAUGGUUCAAAUGUUCAAUGUGACAACGGUCCCAAACUCACUGCCAAUGCAAUAAAAGGGCACCUGGAAAAACACACGACGGAACACUAUCAGUGAUGGAUCGGCCUCUGCAGCACCCGGACAUUAACAUAAUUGAAAAUGUUGGAUCAUCUAAAUGGAGCCAACACCCAAAGAAGAGCUUUGAUGGUCCAUAGAGAAAUCUAGAGAACUAUUCUUGAAGACUGCUUAAAGAAAUUACACACAGUACUGUAGAAUGUGAGCUUUCAUUCAUAGAAAGGGAGAUCAUAUUGGGUUAGUUUCUGAUUUUUGGAUGGCAAGAAGAGAAAUAGAAAUGAAGACGACACAGAUCAUUGCUGGCUGAAAGUCAGUGCUGUGAGGUGAAGGGAUGUUGAAGCGGAAAUGGGAAACUGGCAAAAAUUGCCUCUGGCUAUGUUAUUUAUUCAAGUCAGCCAGCAAAAGGAAGAGAGGAAAUGAACAUUAGGACAUUUAAUUAUAUUUAAAAAAAAUUGUACUGUCAUUACAAGUGUGAAAAGUCUGAAAAGCAGGAAAGCAGUAAAGUAAAUCCUAUUUAAUCUUAAUCGGGGAUACAGCCCUUAUCUGCUAAUGUGGGCACUGACUUUAAAAGGUGAAGUUUGGCUCCCGCUACUCUGACUUUAGGGAUCUCCUGAUCUUCCUGACUAAGUUACCUUUUAAGAAGACAAAUUUAUCCCCUGAGGUAUUCCAGACACUUUUCUUGUACUUAAAAAAGGUCUUGCUAGUGACCUACCUCACUCCAAGGACAGCCUUUUCAGAAGUUAUAGGUUUUCUCAUUAUGCAGGAGGCAUUCCAGGGAUCUUUUAACGUUGUGGCACCAGUUGUGGCACAGUAUCUGAUCAUAAAUAAAUGCAGUGCAGAAAAAAAUGGCACAGGAAACACUGAGCACAUAUUUUGCAGUAUUAUGUACUGUUUAUCAUACCUGUUCUGUUACCUAUAAAACAUUCUUUUAUCAUUAUCUAUGUUUUUUAUGCAAAGAGUUAAAAACACAAUUGAUACUGCAAAAAAUAAAUACAACUGAAGGUAGGUUUAUAUUAAUUAUUUAUUACAGUAUCAUCAGUACCAAAUUAUAGAUGAAGUGGUGACGUCGUAAUGUUUUAAUCAAUAACUACUUAGAGUGAAGUCAUCAUGGUUGGCCUGUUUUUACUUUGAAACAGAAGUCUGAAUAAAAUCUGAGUAAACAUCUUGUUUGAAGACAAGUAAUACUUCAAAUAUUUGUGCAGAACCACUCAAAAUAUCCCAAUUACUGAUACCUAAUUAUGAAACAGUUACAGGGUAAUUACAAUAAAAAUCAAAGCCAAUAUUUUAAAACAAAAACAUGCAUAUAUAUCCACUCCAGAGGAUAAAAAACUAAUAAGGAGAUUGCUUUCUACGGAGCUGCAGCCAAUGAUUGUUUUAAUUGUGGAUGGAUUUGUUUAUUAUUUUGUGAGCGUUUAUGGAAGCAAAACAAUAAGAUUCAAUUAGAGCUUUCAGUUUAGAGUAAUUUGGUUUACUGCUGUUUAAAAAAAUUACUACAAUUUAAAUCAGUAAUCAAAACCGUUUUACUGGAAAUUUUGUGGCAGGAAACAUUUAUAUGAUUAAACAGCGCAGAUAAAUAUAUUCAACACCUGAAGGUUAAACACACUUUAGCAUUUAACCAUAUUUAGACUCUAGUUAAGUUAUAGUAGGCUACAGAAAUUUUAGCAUAAAAAAUAUUUCAAGUACUUAAAAUCAUGCCUCACGGGGCAGGUGCCACCCUGUGCCACCUCCACCUGGACACGCCCCUGCCUGACACUAUUUUUUCCUCGCUGUCAUGCUUUUAUAAUUUUUAGUCUAAUGUUGAAUUUCAGCAUUCAGUCAAAGCUAUCGGUGUCCGUGAGGCUGGAUGGAAAAAAAAAUGUUAACGCGGAUAGGCUGCUCUCUUUCUCUCCCUCUCUCUCUCUCCCGUUCACUCAUCAUACCUGCGCGCGCCCCCCUCUCCCCCUCUCUCUCUUUCCGCCACUUCAAAGCUCUACUUGAAAGUGGGCUCAAGACAACAGUUGUUGUCCUUUCCGCUGUCCUUGUGCCACGCGCUGUCAUCGCCACAAUGCCUCGAGGAUUCUUGGUGAAGAGACACCGGCGAGGCUCGGCAUACCGGUCACGGAGCAACAACAACAAACCGGAGGGUGACCGGAGCGGCGGCGGCAGGGGAUACAGCUGUGAAGCGACCGGAGCAGAGAGCCACGUGCUCAGUGUUUUCCCGUUUCAGCGGCAGGACGGAGAGUUCCCAGUGUCCCGCGAGGACUCCGCUGGUGUCAGGGAGGCUUGGAGCCCGCACGUGGAGUCCGCUCUGGAGGCGGAGGCGGACCGGCGCGCGCAGUUACCUGAGAGCGAGUUGGACGCUUUGAGCCCCGACGGUGACUUCUCGUGCUUCUUCCCGCCGCCGCCUCCGCCACUCACCGACUCCUGCAGCCCCGUUAAACCGGUCGGCACGAGACUUCUUGAGCAGCGCGAGGAAGGAGAAAAACAGCUGCUGUUCACGGGCCGGUGUCUGCCGUCCUCCCCAGUACCGGACCUGCCGGAUCUGCCGUUCCUGGUCAGCUCCACGCCGACCUCGGUGUCCGCCUCCAUCGAGAGGAUCCUCGCGAGCAGCAGCCGCCACCACACGCCGUCCUACGGUCACGGUGACAAGUAUGACCCGCCCCACGUGCACCUGUUCCCGCAUCUCACCGUGAUGAACCAGGAGGCGGCGAGGAAACGCUCGUUCCUCGAGCCGAGCAGCAGCAGACACAGCAAACAGUCUGCGGGCAGCAACCCCACGAAAAAACCCAAAGUCAACCGGAAGCUGAACUUCGAGGAUGAGGUCACGACCUCCCCGGUUCUGGGUCUGCGCAUCAAGAAGGAGAGCCCUGAGCUGCGGAGGCACCGAGAGAAGUCGUCCGGCCCCGGCGGGAAUCAGCCGCUGGGGGAGUUCAUCUGCCAGCUGUGCAAAGAGGAGUACCCCGACCCCUUCUCCCUUGCGCAGCACAAGUGCUCCCGCAUAGUGCGUGUGGAGUACCGGUGCCCCGAGUGCGACAAGGUCUUCAGCUGCCCGGCCAACUUGGCCUCUCACCGCCGCUGGCACAAGCCGCGCCCGGUGAGCAGCCCGGCAAGUGAGACCCCGACCCCCAACAAGAACCUUUCGCUCAAAGAGGCACGAGGGCUCGCUCAGCACGAGAGGCCGCCAGUGGAGUUGGAGGGCAAGGAGAACGAGCUGCUGCGCGUGAACACCAAUCAGCACCACGCGGCGCUGGACAGCUCCCGCAUGAGGCGCGAGCAGUCUCUGCUGCUGCUCCACGCGCGGUCCCGGGACAGCCCGGACGGCGACGGCCUCGCGCCUCCCCGCUACGACUCCUCUCCGCGUUACCGGAACCCAGCCGAGAACUGCCUGGACCUGCAGCCGCAGGUGAGAGCCGCGGACAGCCCGCCGUCCAGCCUCCUCGUGCUGAACCCAGAGGAGCGCGCGGACCUGCCCCAGCAGCAGCUUCCGCCUCUGCCGUUCGUUCAGUCGUUACCGGAGGAGGAGGUGUACGAGUGCCGGUAUUGCGGGAAGAAGUUCCGGCGGCAGGCUUACCUGAAGAAACACCUGGCCGCGCACGAGAUGACAUCGCGAGCGUCUCCGCCCGCUGCAUCUUAUGGCCAAGCGCGCGAGCCCAGUUCCGGACAGAGCCAGGUGUGCCUUUGUCACCUGUGCGGCGCGCGCUUCCCGUCGGUCGAAAUCAGGGACAAGCACCGGCUGUGGCACGCGAUGAGGGACGAGCUGAUAGCGGAGACACUGGGAGGAGGAGGACGCAGAGGGGACGUUUUCCACGCGCACAGAGAGGAGAGCGGUGGCGGGGAGUGCGACCACCAGCAGCAGCAGGAGCAGCAACAGAUCUUCACGUGCAAACACUGCCCCUCCACUUUCUUCAGCUCCCCGGGACUCACGAGACACAUCAAUAAGUCUCACCCCACCGAGAACCGGCAGGUGAUGCUGCUGCAGAUGACCGUGCGGCCGUGAGUCGCGCGCAGAACUGUAGUUUGGAAAAGGGGGGAAAAAGUUUAUUUAUCAAGAAGUCCUUUCAGAAGCAAGUCUUGCCACUCGGUACCCAUCUUGGUAACACCUCCGGGCACUUAUUUUAAAAUAUUGAAUUAAUUUUAAUGGUCACCUGGACACAAAAACUGCACGUAGAUACUAAAAUCUGAUAAAAUAACAUCUCAAAAUGCCUUUUUUUUCUCCCACAAAGCUACAAAUCUACCACAAACCUCCGAUUGUUUCAUCUCUGGGUGCUUAAAUAACACAUUUAUAGUUCUGCUGUAGUAUAUUUGGACUAUAUGCUACACCCUGAGGGAGUAAAAGAAGAUGCUGAAGAUUACCUGUAACUGUCCAAGGUGCUGAAACCCUGCCUGGAAACAGGCUUCCACACAACCAUCCUAGCUCGCUCUUCCUUAAAUGGAAAAGGGAAUAUUUUAAGUUACCGGACAAAACAAAUAAUCCAGAAUAAUGUUAACCGAUUAAAUUAUUUCUUCUUAUUACUUACAGUUCAGCUUCUCUCGCAAAUAACCUGGCACUAAAACUCAUUAAUGCCACCAUCAGAGUGAGUAAAACGGGCCCAACAGCCAAUCAUUUUGAACUUGGCAUUUGUUUUUAUGUUCACUGAAGCUUAGGAAUGUAACCAUAAUGGGUGAUCUUCCUCCUUCUCAUCCUAAAAAACUAAAUUUUCAAACCACAAAUGUACAGAGAUCAAUGAAUAAGAAUAAAGAGAAAACAAUCAGACCGUAAUAUGCCUUUUAUAAUAAACAUGCUCGUUAAUUUCUCAGCUAUAAAAUAUUUUCAUACAGAAAUGAAAGUUAAUGUUAUACUGCUAUUAAAAAAGGUCUUUUGUCUUUGAUUAUUCGUGUUGAGAUAUUUGCUAAAUGCCUUUAUGAUGCUAAAAAUGUAACGUGUGGUUCUAU